Molecule: messenger RNA, 3365 nt
Organism: Indicator indicator
Lineage: Eukaryota; Metazoa; Chordata; Aves; Piciformes; Indicatoridae
Gene: SUGP2
Product: SURP and G-patch domain containing 2
Exons: 11
Coding region: 36-3365 (1109 amino acids)
Biological process (GO): RNA processing
Cellular component (GO): nucleoplasm
Molecular function (GO): RNA binding
Source: RefSeq, a predicted model, not a curated record
CUCCCGCUCCUUACGCGUGUGGCAGCGGGAUAAAAAUGGCCUCUCGGCGGAUCACACGGGAGACGUUUGAUGCCGUGGUGCAGGACAAAGUGAAACGGUAUCGCGUGGAGCGGGGCGAGGGGAUGGAGGACUCCAUCCAUCACUUCAAAGCCCAUUCCAGGCCAGUCCCAAGGCCAAGGUACGGUGACGCUUUCCACGACGAUGGGAGGUACCCCCCCGACAGCACCCAGCACCUCCCACACGAUGCCUGGAGCCAGGAGCCUAGAGAGGACUACCCAGGGCCUUCCUACAGACCUGCCAGCCCUCUCCUGAGGAAGGACAACUACUACCACGAGCAGUAUGGCCGCCCAGCACCUCGGGACCGGGACUAUGGGCGCCCCGCUGCACACGACCGGGACUAUGGGCACCCAGCUCCCCGUGAGAGGGACUAUGGGCACCCAGCUGCCCAUGAGAGGGACUAUGGGCACCCAGCUCCCCACAACCAGGAGUAUGGGGGCCUGGAUCCUCAGGAGCAGGAGUAUGGCCCUGCUGACUCCUGGGAAUCCACAGGAGCACACCAGACUGACUUUAGUUCCUCGGAUAUUUUAGGUGAUUUUCGAUCCCCAGGGCUGAUGGAGGAGGACUUUGGCAGCAUGGAAGAUCAGGACUAUGAGGGGGACUUUGAGAUUCAGUCUGACAGCGAGUUCCGGCCCCCGCUGCGGAGGGGCAGCAUGGGCAGGGGCAGGGUGCUGCGAGGAAAGAGGAUUGCCAGGGGGCUUGUCAAGACAAAGAUCUUCAAAGGAGAGCUCAACCCCCACCUCAGGAAGUGGACCACUAAAAGGCUGCACCCAGGCCCUGAGCAGAAGCCAGGUAUGGAAGGUGACCAAAUGGCAGAGCCCUCCGAGCAACCCAGCCAGAGGCCAGCACCCGGCCAGCGCCACAACCCCAAGCUGCCUCCCCGACUUCACCAGAGGCCAGCCAUGCUGCCAAGCCAGAGGCCUAUCCUCAGGCUCCCAAAGCCUGCCCACGUUUUCAGAAACCUCAAUCUCGACCUGGUGGACAAGUCAGACAUCUUCUCCACCUUUGGGGUGGAGAUCAUCAAGUGGGCUGGCUUCCACGCCAUCAAGAGCGACGCCGAGUUCUCCCGGCUCUUCGGGGCCCUCUUCGAGCUGGAGACAGAGACCUGUGCCAAGAUGCUGGCUUCCUUCAAGUGCUCCCUGAAGCCAGAGCACAGAGAUUAUUGCUUCUUUACCAUCAAGAGCUUGCAGCACGCUGCCCUGAAAACCCCCAAAGUGGACAACGAGUUCUUGAACAUGCUGCUGGCCAAGGGUGCUGUGAAGACCAAGAACUGCUUCUUCGAGGUCAUCAAACCCUUUGAUAAGUACAUCAUGAGGCUCCAGGACCGCCUGCUGAAGGGGGUGACCCCUCUGCUGAUGGCCUGCAAUGCCUACGAGCUGAGCCUCAAGACAAGUGGCUUUGGGAACCCCAGGGAGCUAGCAGCAGCUUUCGAGACCACUGUCUCCCUCUGUCGUAAGUCUUUAGCACUCCUGGGGCAAACCUUUGCUCUAGCCUCUGUUUUCAGGCAAGAGAAGAUACUUGAAGCUGUAGGGCUCCAGGAAAUGGCUCCAGCACCAACACUGUUCCCAAACUUUGAUGAUUCAACCUUGUUUGGAAGGGAGUACAUUGAAAACUUGAAGGCUUGGCUGGAGAAGAGUGGAUACCCAAUUCAGCUGAGAAGAACCCAGCCAGAGUCCACCCUGCAGCCUCAGGCAGCCUCUCCUGACACAAAAGCACAGACCCCACAGCGAGCAGAUCCCAAAGUGCUGGAGACAAUUGAGGAGCUGGUGAGCAGCAUUGUGUCAGGAACCUUGUCUGCCAAGGAGAGGAGUGCUCAGAAGAGCUGCCCUGAGUAUUGGUUCCUGUCUGCUGAGGACAGUCUGGAGUACAAAUACUACAGGCUGAGGCUGGCAGAGAGACAGAGGAGAGCAUCAGCUGGCAUGGCAGAGGGUGCUGAGGGCAGGGCACUGGAGGAAGCUGCAACAGAAUCAGUCAGGGCCAUGCUGUAUGCCAGGAAGGUUGCAAGCAUCAAGAGAAAGCUGUUCAAGAGGAAAAGGCCUGGAACUGUCAGCCCACGUGGUGCUGGGGGCAGGAGGGUGAGGAGGACAACCACAGGCACUCAGACUGUGCUGUCAGCUGGCACUCUGCUGAAGCACCAAGAGCAGCCCCCGCAGGGCUCAGCCCAGUCAAAGCCUUCUGCAGCACAAACCAGCCUGGCUGAGAAGAAUUCUUCCCUCCAGCCAGCCUCCUCCUCACAGUGUGCCACCAGCUCAGAGCUCUCUCUGCCAGCAGAAGAGAAGGCAGAACCUGAGGAUUUGUUGGCCCCACCUGAACUUUUCCCACCAUUGUCCUCCCACUUUCCUGAUGUGGAUGCUAAAACAAUGGAAACUGCUGAGAAGUUGGCCAAGUUUGUUGCUCAGGUAGGACCAGAAAUCGAGCAGUUCAGCAUAGACAACAGUGCAGAUAACCCAGACCUCUGGUUCCUCCAGGAUCGGAACAGUUCUGCUUUCAAGUUCUACAGGAUGAAGGUCUAUGAGUUGUGUCCCUCCAUCAACUUCAGUGCUGUGGCAGAAGCAGCUGAGGCUGGGGAGAGUGUUAAACCUGAAGAGAGAAAUUUGGAUGUCUCAGAAGAGGAAGAGGAGGAAGAAGAAGAAGAAGAGGAGGAGGAGGAAGAAGAGAAUGAGGAGGAAGCUGAGUUUGAGGAGGAUAUCUCCCAGCCUUUGGAAGAGAUGGAGCAGGCAGAGGAGGGAGAAGAGGAUGACAUGGCAGCAGGUAGAAGUGUGGCAGACCUAGCUGAGGAGCUGGUUUCCAGAAGAGGAGAGGAGACUGCAGCAGGGGAAGUGGAGCUGCCCCCAGGCUCUGACGGUGGUGUCCCCACUCUGUCGACACAGGCAGCCAGCCCUGCGCCCGGGGCCCCCUUCCCCCGCAAGAGAGUCAGCAGCAAGUCCCUGAAGGUUGGCUUGAUCCCUGCCUCUAAAAGGGUUUGCCUCAUAGAGGAACCAAAAGUGCAUGAACCUGUCAGAAUUGCUUAUGACAGACCUCGUGGCUGCCCAGUUACAAAGAAGAAGAAGAAACCCAAAGAUUUAGAGUUCCCCCACAAGAAGCUGACAAACAGGAAUGUGGGCUUCCAGAUGCUGCAGAAGAUGGGCUGGCAGGAGGGCCAUGGCCUUGGGACACGAGGAAAAGGAAUCAGAGAGCCUGUAAAAGUGGGUGCUACAUCUGCAGGGGAGGGCUUGGGUGUUGCAGGGGAAGAGAAUAAAGAAGAUGCAUUUGAUGUUUUCCGACAGAGAAUGAUUCAAAUGUACAGGCAGAAAAGAGCCAGUAAAUAG